This is a messenger RNA of Seminavis robusta, 1303 nucleotides long. The record is from the annotation of a GenBank genome assembly. Lineage: Eukaryota; Bacillariophyta; Bacillariophyceae; Naviculales; Naviculaceae.
CUCUGGUGAACCUUGUGGGGACCAUCAUUCAUUAUGAGUAUGCCAUACGGUAUUGUUGAAUGCAGCCAAAGCUGGAGUCAUCCAAUUCAUUCAUUUAGUCAUUAGCCUACAUGUAGCUAGCGAGAUUGAUUCCAAUUCCAGACUGGCUGUCACGUCACUCCGAGAUACUAAUAUACUACAGUACACGAUGCAGGGGGUUUAGACUAGGGAGGAUAUCUACGGAAGCCAUCGAGGGCCAGGCUCGGGCAAAGAAGUACAUGAUGCCGACAACACGAUGAUUUGGUACCACUACUAGCCUAGCUAGUAGUUAGCUAGUACCGGUACUGGCACUGGAGCCGCAACCCUGGAAAGUGGAAAGGAAGAUACUGAACAAGAACAUCAUGCUGUUCAACCGGUUAUGCUGGCUUCUAGCAUCUGGCAUUCUGAUGCUGCAACCAGCUGGCUGCUGAACCAAAGCGUCAUUGCGAAGUUCCGCAGAAUUCUGCCUUUGCCAUUGCCAUCGGCAUUUUUGAUGGAUACAGUACGAUGGAUACAAGCCACAUUCUGUUUUAGGUUGGAUUUGUUAUUACAACUAACUUUUGUAUUGAAACCAUGGUGUCUUCUUGCAGUAGACUGUGGAUCACUGUAUUCCUUUAUUUGGGUUUUUCUUUCCCUAUCCAAGCCUUCACAGUAACUGUCAAGCCCAGGCUUUCCUCUUCCCACCACCAUGUCCGUGGACGACAUCAUCUGUCACCUUUGUUUUCUGCCGCCAAUUCCACCCUGAUGGAAAAGUCGUCACUGUCGUUGGAACAAGUACAAAUUGAAGAGCAGCUCUUGUGGAUCUCGCAGAUGGAGGACGAUCAAGACCGUCGGGAACGAUUCGAGUUGUUCCUGACUGACAGCAUUGGUGCGGAAAAGAAACAAAUGUCCAAUGUUCCAUCAUCAUCAUUAUGGGAUCGAAAGACCAGUCCAUUUGUCCAAGAAGUGCAAGAACAAUUGAAAAUUUUGGGCACUGCUGUUCAGUCCCAAGCGUGGGACAAAUACGUCACAUCAGGCUUUGAAGCCCCCACCAACCAAAAAUCGCACUUGUGGGCGUGUGUGGAUAUGACCGUUCAGCUUCAGGUAGUUGUGAGGAAACUGGAGGAUGAUCUCAAGCCUUGAUUGUAUGGUGGAUUCCUUCAUGUUAGAACUCGACAAUCCAAAAGAAGCUUUGGCCAAGAGCCAAGUUGGGACGAUUUUUUUCUGUGAACUCGAAUGGCAAUCCAAUUUUCAAGCAAGGAAAACUACUAGAAAGACAAUAAUCAAAAUGUCCUCAUCAAUUCUC